Molecule: messenger RNA, 2085 nt
Organism: Mesorhabditis belari
Lineage: Eukaryota; Metazoa; Nematoda; Chromadorea; Rhabditida; Rhabditidae
Source: the annotation of a GenBank genome assembly
AUGGAGCCAUCGACGUCUGGUUCAAUAUUCGACAUCAAAUCGCGGAAUUUCGACGUCGACGCCUACAUCAGUGCACAAUUGAAGAGAAAAACGCUAGACGAGUUAAUCAAGAAUGAGGAGGAAAUGGUGACAAGUGUUCGUCGCCUUGAUUCGGAUGUGCAUCAGAUAGUUUACGAGAAUUACAACAAAUUCCUGACGGCGACAAACACCGUGCGGAAGAUUCAAGAUGAAUUCAGUGGACUUGAAACGGGUAUGUCGGAGAUAGGCUCGUCGAUGGGGAAAAUUCAAUCAUUAAUUGGCGACUUGGGCGGAGUGCUUGGACGACAACACACAGACAUCGCUCAAUUGGCAAGAUCGUAUCGAGCUGUGAAGAGCGUUCAAUUUAUCUUUCAUCUACCAGUUACCCUACAGAAUUACCUUGAUGAACGAAAGUUUGCCACGUUGAUCCGUAUCUACCUUUUGGCCAAGUCAUCGCUGACUGCUUAUUCGGAUCUGGACAAAGUUUCGAGUGUUCUCAACAAGUGUGAAUCAAUUGUGAAAGAAGCUGAAGGAGAAUUGCGACUACUUAUAACAUCAGGACAAAUUGAUAACACUGAAGAGAUCGUGCAAGCAGUGGAAUUGCUUGAGAAACUCGGCGUUUCGAAGGAUGAUCUACAGGUUGAUUUCCUGAUUGCGGCACAAAAAUGCCUGAAGAACGAUUUGGUCGGUUUGGAGACGAAAGUUGAGGAUGUACUUGAUCUUGUUGAUAGAGGUUGUGGCACUUUCUUGCCGAAUUUAACUCUUUUUGUGGAUUUGCACAAUCGUCUUUUUCCGGAAACGAGUCAAGAGUUGUUGGAGUGUGUUCAGGAGUUGUUAACCGAGUUUCACGCAAUUGUAAAAAGAUUAUUCCUUUCUUCCGGUGAUCCAAAGGAUUGUUCAAUUGUGGUCAGAGCCUUAGAUCGAUAUUAUCGAAAGAUGAACGCCUGUUCUCAAGUUCUAACUAGUCUUAACUUCUCCGACGACUGCAUCGUGUUAAUCAAUGAGGUUUCCCGUCAUCAAAUGAAAAUUUCGAGGAUAAAAAUUGUCGAUCAGUUGGAGUCUGCGUUUCAAGAGUUACGAGAGUUGGUACUUUCGGAUGGAGUCGAUCUCAGCUCGUGUUUCCCCCGUCUCGAGCAAUUGCUGGUAUUCAACGUGAAGACAUCUUUGGCGAAUCUUUUGUUAUUCACAGCUAGUGAUGUCACCUUUUCGGCAAUCCCCGCAUCACUCUUUCAAAACAAUUUUGCGAUCAGUGUUCACGAGGACCUUUUGGUUGGGGCGCUAAUUGAUGUGGCUGAGGCGGUGAAGAAAUAUUCAGGUGCAUCAAACGAAACCCGCUUUAUUUCACCGCUCGUUUUGUUGGUGAUCGGAGUGUUUUUGCAUCAUAUUGCCGUCAAGAGCACUCAUUAUUUGAUGAGACUGUGUGAGGAGCAAUUUCUUCUCGUCGAAAAAAAGAACAAAAAGUUGACGAGCGUCGAGACGGUCGUUGGGAAGCUUAGAGAAGCGGCUCAAGAAGUAAUGAAACGAUUCGUCGAUCAUAAGGGUCUUUCCUGUGGAGAAUCGUUGGCAAAAGCGGUCGAAUCGAGCUCACAAUUGUCGACAACACCCGUAGGAGUGCGCUCGGCCGUUCGAAGAGUGGUGGAUGAGAUUCGCGAACUUGACACUCUCCUCGCACAAAUGCUUAACGAUGGAAAGAGGGAAUUGAAAUCGGCACGAGUACCCAGAGCCACAAUCGACACUUUUCAACGAGACACAUUGUGGAGUGAACGAGUCGACUUUCACGAUAUUAUACAUUUCAACCGAGGUUCGAUCAUCAGCGGUGUGGUGAAAAUGUUUUUGAAGAUUUUCAUCGAAGCGGUUCGCGCACAAACAUUUGGGAAACAUGCGAUCGAACAAGUUCAGGUAGAUUGCUACUAUUUACAACGAAAUCUUGCUCCACUUGUUGCUGAUGAGGUGAUCGUAAACUCGUUAACCGAUGCGGCUCUCUCGUCUGCUUUAAAACGAUCGCUUGAUCCGGUGCUUCUUCAUCCGAACAAAUUGAUGCAACUGUGUGAACAAUCUCAACAAACA